This is a messenger RNA of Eruca vesicaria subsp. sativa (arugula), 1281 nucleotides long. The record is from the annotation of a GenBank genome assembly. NCBI's taxonomy places the organism in Eukaryota, Viridiplantae, Streptophyta, Magnoliopsida, Brassicales, Brassicaceae.
AUGAAAUGUUUCUACUUCAACAAAGAAAAGUCUCAUGAUGAAGCAGCUAAGGCUAGAAAGUUUGAUUCAUUGCAAGGAUCAGGGUCUGAGUUUAACUCAUCUACAAGUACAACAACUUCCAUCACUUCUUCCUUACACGUCCUCUCUGAGACACACAGUAACAAUCUCAAAGUCUUUGCCCUUGAUGACCUCAAAACCGCUACCAAUAAUUUCAGCCGGUCUUUGAUGAUCGGUGAAGGUGGCUUUGGUGGUGUGUUUCGUGGCAUCAUUCAGAACCCUCAAAAUUCUCGUAAAAAGAUUGAUAUUGCUGUUAAACAACUUAGUAGAAGAGGUCUACAGGCAAGUAAAACUCUUCUCUCUUGCAUAAGUUUGGGGCAUAAAGAAUGGGUGACAGAAGUAAAUGUGUUGGGAGUAGUGGAACAUCCUAAUCUGGUGAAGCUGAUUGGUUACUGCGCAGAGGAUGAUGAGAGAGGGAUCCAACGACUACUAGUUUAUGAAUACAUACCAAACAGAAGCGUCCAAGACCAUUUAUCUAAUCGUCUUAUUGUCACUCCUCUCCCUUGGUCCACUAGAAUUAAGAUUGCUCAAGACACUGCUCGUGGACUCGCUUAUCUUCAUCAAGGCAUGGAGUUUCAGAUAAUCUUUAGGGACUUCAAAUCGUCCAACAUUCUUCUUGAUGAGAAUUGGAAUGCUAAGCUCUCUGACUUUGGACUGGCUCGUCUGGGACCUUCCAAGGGAGUCACUCAUGUCUCCACAGAAGUUGUUGGAACCAUUGGUUAUGCAGCACCAGAGUACAUACAAACGGGCCACCUCACUGCCAAAAGCGACGUGUGGAGCUACGGAAUCUUUCUCUACGAGCUCAUCACAGGGAGACGUCCCUUCGACAGAAACCGUCCAAGAAACGAGCAAAACAUCUUGGAGUGGAUCAAACCUCACUUGACUGAUAUCAAGAAGUUCAAGAUGAUCAUCGACCCAAGACUUGAAGGAAACUACUACCUCAAGUCGGCUUUGAAGCUGGCUGCUGUUGCUAACAUGUGUUUGAUGGUGAAAGCAAAGUUAAGACCAACGAUGAGUGAGGUUUCAGAGAUGUUAGAGAGGAUAGUAGAGACUUCAGAAGAGGUUUCUUCCGCUCUGCCAUUGGUGAAAAGCUUGACGCCUAAAGAUGCGUUGGCGGCUUCAAGGAGAGAAAGAGUUAAGAAAAGAUUUGUUGAACUUGUAACUGGGGUUAAUGGUUGUCCUAAUCUGCCUACUUGGUCUCCUAAACUUGUCACUUCUCUUUGA